Molecule: messenger RNA, 2470 nt
Organism: Eublepharis macularius
Lineage: Eukaryota; Metazoa; Chordata; Lepidosauria; Squamata; Eublepharidae
Product: zinc finger protein 331-like
Exons: 5
Coding region: 245-2158 (637 amino acids)
Biological process (GO): regulation of transcription by RNA polymerase II
Molecular function (GO): DNA-binding transcription factor activity, RNA polymerase II-specific; RNA polymerase II cis-regulatory region sequence-specific DNA binding
Source: RefSeq, a predicted model, not a curated record
ACGGCUUCCGUUAACGGCUUCUGUGGGAAGCCUUUGCGUUUCCCGCCCGGGAGUUGGGAGCGGGAGAAGUGGAAGAGUCCGAAGAGCCGCGUUGGACUUUUAAAACAAAACCGUCUUUCCCGCGCAAAACUCCUCCCGGCUUUUGACGGGGGAUUCCGCCGUUGAGGAAAUCAGCAGAGUCGCUUGUCAGGGGAGGAGGGCGGCGGGCUGGGCCAGGCGGCGGCUGCCCGUGGAGCAGGGGAGGAUGAGGGCAGAGGCGGGCCCGGGGGACGAGGAGGAGCGCCCUUGGGACGCGCAGCGCCGGCGCUUCAGGCAGCUCCGCUACCGGGAGGCCGAGGGGCCCCGGGGGGUCUGCAGCCGCCUCCACGCCCUUUGCCGCCAGUGGCUGGAGCCCGAGAGGCGCAGCAAGCGGGAGAUGCUGGACCUGGUGCUCCUGGAGCAGCUCCUGGCCGUCCUGCCCCCGGAGAUGGAGCGCUGGGUGCGGGGCUGCGGGCCCGAGAGCAGCGCCCAGGCGGUGGCCCUGGCCGAGGGCUUCCUCCUGAGCCAGGCAGAGGAGAAGAAGCUGGAGCAGAUGCAGGAGCAGAUCAUGCAAGACUGUAACCAUGGAGCAAGUUUUCCAGGUGGUGCCUUGAAACCAGUGACACAUUCUGUGCCCUCUGUUUGUGACAGAGAGAAAGCAGCUUCCAUGCAGCCAGAUCAGGGCCUGAUGACCUUUGGGGAGGUAUCUGUGUACUUCACUGAGGAGGAGUGGGCCCUGCUGAAUGAAGACCAAAGAAGCCUUCAUAAGGAAGUAAUGGAGGAAAACUGGCUGAAAGUGGCCUCUUUGGAGGCUGAUGGUCCCCAGAAAGACCCUGAUGGAGAACCAGAAGAGCUGUCAUUGGAUAGGAAAGAACAGAGAAGAAACACUGGAACAGAAUGGAACAUGGGGAAUGAAUCCUGUGCUUCUGAAGGUGCUGAAUCCCUGGACAUCCCUCCAGACCAAGGAAUGAUCACUUGCCCUGUAUGUGGGAAAACAUUUAUUUAUCAGUCAGUGUUUGAUAGACAUUGGAAAAUCCACACAGAGGAGAAGCCAUAUGAAUGUUUUAAGUAUGGAAAUGGAAAUGCCUUUAUUCAGAAGGAACAUCUUUUGGAAAGCAGAAACAUUCAUACAGAAGGGAAAGCUCAUAAAUGCUUGGAGUGUGGAAUGAGCUUUGUUUGGAGUAGACAACUUACUGUCCAUCAAAGAAUCCACCGAGGGGAGAGGCCAUAUAAAUGCUUGGAAUGUGGAAAGAACUUUGCUCAGAAAAAACGUCUUACUGUCCAUCAACGAAUCCACACAGAGGAGAAACCAUAUAAAUGCUUGGAGUGUGGAAAGUGCUUCGAUGAAAGCACACAACUUAGAUGCCAUCAGAGAAUCCACACAGGAGAGAAACCAUAUAAAUGUUCUGAGUGUGAAAAGAGCUUUGCUUGGGGAAAAGAUCUUACCGCCCAUCAGCAAAUCCACACAAGGGAGAAACCAUAUAAAUGCUUGGAGUGUGGAAAGAGCUUUGCUCGGAAUAUAGAUCUUACUACCCAUCGACGAACCCACACAGGGGAAAAACCAUAUAACUGUUUGGAAUGUGAGAAGAGCUUUGCUCGGAAUGGAGAACUUACUAUCCAUCGACGAAUCCACACAGGUGAGAAACCAUAUAAAUGUUCUGAGUGUGGAAAGGGGUUUGCUCGGAGUCACGAUCUUACUGCCCAUCGAAGGACCCACACAGGGGAGAAACCAUAUAAAUGCAUGGAGUGUGAAAAGACCUUUACUUGGAAUAAACAGCUUGCUAUCCAUCAACAAAUCCAUACAGGGGAGGAACCAUAUAAAUGUUCUGAGUGUGGAAAGGCCUUUCCUUGGAGUAAAGAUCUUACUAACCAUCAACGAACCCACACAGGUGAGAAACCAUAUAUAUGCUUGACAUGUGGAAAGAGCUUCAAACAAAACACACAACUUAGCUACCAUGAGAGAAUCCAUGCAGAAGACAAACGAUCUAUAUAUUUGGAAUAUGGAAAGAGCUUUACUGGGGAUGGAACUUUUAUUGCCCAUCGAAAUAUCCGUACAGGAGAAACUAUACCUUGCCUUUCUCAACAGAGUUCUGAAAUGACUUACCUUGUUCUCCUCCCUUCCAUUUUUUCCUCCCAGUAACCCUGCUGAAAGGAAAGUUAGGCUGAAAAUGAAUCACUUUCUCACAGUCAACCAGCAACGUUCAGAGGCACAGGUGGGAUUUGAACUUGGACACUGUGACCGUUCCAUCUGCCUGGCUUGGACAAUUCAGGGGGAUUCUUAAAUUUAUUUUGUUUUGUAAAGAAAGAGGAAUGUUCCACCUGCAAUCAGCAAAAAAGGAAGGCUUGAAAUGACUACUAAUGAAAAUGAAAGGAAGGAAUGCCAAAGCAGGAUUAUAGCUGAACAUUAGGAAGACAAAAACAGUGACUACUGAGUAAUGGCUCAGUUUUUAAA